CCGCUGGCUCCGCCCAGCGCCGCGGCGUCGCCAAGCAACGGCGCGCCUGCCUCACCACGGCGUGGUUACGUCACGGCCUCGCGAGAGCUCGCCCCGCCAUACCGCCCCGUGAUCCCUUGCCCCGCCUCUUUGCGCCAGUGCUGCACCAUGGGUAUCUCUAGGGACAACUGGCACAAGCGUCGCAAGACUGGGGGCAAGAGGAAGCCUUAUCACAAGAAGAGGAAGUAUGAGUUGGGGCGACCUCCUGCCAACACCAAGAUUGGCCCACGUCGAAUUCAUACAGUGAGGGUUCGUGGUGGAAACAAGAAGUACCGUGCCCUUCGGUUGGAUGUUGGCAACUUCUCCUGGGGAUCUGAAUGCUGCACUCGAAAGACCAGGAUCAUUGAUGUCGUCUACAACGCUUCCAACAAUGAACUGGUGCGGACAAAGACCCUGGUGAAGAACUGCAUCGUUCUGGUUGACAGCACCCCCUACCGGCAGUGGUAUGAAUCCCACUACGCCUUGCCCCUUGGACGCAAGAAGGGCGCCAAACUGACUCCUGAGGAAGAGGAAAUCUUGAACAAGAAGCGUUCAAAGAAGAUCCAGAAGAAAUAUGAUGAGCGAAAGAAGAAUGCCAAGAUAGCAAAUAUUCUUGAGGAACAGUUCCAGCAAGGAAAGCUACUUGCCUGCAUUGCCUCCAGACCUGGACAGUGUGGCCGAGCUGAUGGCUACGUGUUGGAAGGCAAGGAAUUGGAGUUCUACUUGAGGAAGAUCAAGGCCAGAAAAGGCAAAUGAAUAAAAAAAUACUCUGAGAGAACGAAUAAAACCAAGCCUCCUCCAG
Molecule: messenger RNA, 820 nt
Organism: Dryobates pubescens (Downy woodpecker)
Lineage: Eukaryota; Metazoa; Chordata; Aves; Piciformes; Picidae
Gene: RPS8
Product: ribosomal protein S8
Exons: 6
Coding region: 148-774 (208 amino acids)
Biological process (GO): translation; maturation of SSU-rRNA from tricistronic rRNA transcript (SSU-rRNA, 5.8S rRNA, LSU-rRNA)
Cellular component (GO): cytosolic small ribosomal subunit; ribosome
Molecular function (GO): structural constituent of ribosome
Source: RefSeq, a predicted model, not a curated record